Messenger RNA from Cariama cristata (Red-legged seriema), 757 nucleotides. RefSeq names its product gamma-aminobutyric acid receptor subunit beta-4-like. Gene Ontology annotation, molecular function: extracellular ligand-gated monoatomic ion channel activity. Gene Ontology annotation, biological process: monoatomic ion transport. The record is from RefSeq and is a predicted model, not a curated record. The annotation marks the transcript as partial. Gene Ontology annotation, cellular component: membrane. The transcript is spliced from 3 exons. NCBI's taxonomy places the organism in Eukaryota, Metazoa, Chordata, Aves, Cariamiformes, Cariamidae.
CACACACACAUACACACACACUCCUCCUCUUCUCUGAAGGUGGGUAGCAGGAGCCAUGCAACAUCUGCAGAACCGGAUGGCAAAAGAGCAGGAGGAAAAAUAAUCCGAGUGGAGCGCUCAGGGGACACUGAGUUCUUUUUUUCUUUUUCUUUUUUUAUUUUUUCUUCUUCUCCUUCUUCUGCAUACCUGUGAGAUUCGAUUUCACAUUUUGCUGAGCCCAUUUUGAGGCAUUUUAUUUUUCUUUCUCUUGGGAUUUUCUCCAUUGCCAGAGGAUGUCUCUCGUUGAGAGGAUGCUGAAAGGAAGAAGAAACGAAUUCUUUGACUGGCACUGAAGGAGGGGGGGGAUAUUUUUCCCCCACAUUUUUUUUUUCAUUAUUCCUUUUCUCUAGGAAAUCAUUAACUGGGGGGGGUUGGUUUCUUUUUUCCCUCCCCCCCUUUUUUUGGAGGGGGAUUUCAGAAGAUCCAUCGUUCUUUCCCCUCCCCUCCAAAGAUUUUUUUUUCAUCCUUCGUCUUUGUGGAAAUGUGGACAUUUCAGGCAGACAGAUUGAGUGGAAUUGUCUCUGCUUUAGCAGCUCUUUGUCUCGCCUGCUGUGCGCAAAGCCCAUCCACUGGGAAUAUUUCUGUGGUGAAAGAGAUUGUGGACAAACUGCUGAAGGGCUAUGACGUCCGCCUCAGGCCUGACUUUGGAGGUAACCCUGUCACAGUGGGAAUGAGCAUCCAUAUCUCCAGCAUUGACCAGAUCUCUGAAGUCAACAUG